UUUAAAUUAUAUUCGCCAUAUUGAAAUUAUUACUGUCCAAAUGCUGAAUUUAUGAAUUAGGGCUUAAAUUUUUUAGUGUCUAAUGAUAACUCAAGAUGAAACACAGGUGCAUAAUUAUGACGAUAAAUCUAUUUUAUCUUCACAUACAAGUUAUUCAAAAAUUUUGCCUCAGCCCUCAUUAAUCUAUAUCAGCUCCUUAACUAAUCAAUCACUAAAUUCUAAUAAUAAGUUUAUGGGGCAUCCCAAAUUAGAUUUAAUUCCACAAAUUAGUUUAUUGGAUAAGCAAUAUAAAAAUUUGAUUAAGAAUGGUGUUAAAAAGGGAAGGGCUAAAUUGGUAAAAAUAGAUAAUGCUUUAAAUGGCAAUAUUCAAGAUAAAGCAUCUAUAACCAGCCAUAUUUUGAAAGCUUUAGACAAUAAAAAAUCAUCAUACAUUCUCCUGAAAACAAAUUUACCAAAUAGCUACAAAUUACCAAAUGUUAAUUUACCUAUAUUCCCUGCCAUAAAACAAAAAUGCAAUAACUUAACUAAUUUGAAUAAUCUCAAUUCAUCAAUAUUAAAUGUGAUAAAUUCUAAUCUAGUUUUAGCAAAUAGCAAUAGUUCUAUCAAAUCUGUGUCAGGAAGCAUAAAUUCAAAUUUUAAAACACACAUUGCUGCAACUAAUAAAUUUGAUAAAAAUAGACCACUUCCUAUAUAUAUAACAUAUUUACCAAAUUCUUUACAGUCUCAAAAAGGUUCAUGUUCACCAUUGAUCUUAUCUCAUAAUACACCAGUUUCUGGGCAUGAUUUUCCAUCAAUUAACCUUAAUGUUCCUAAAAAGUCAAAGAUUUGUAAAAAAUAUAUUGCCAUAAAAUCUAAAAAAAAUGGGACUGGUGCUAAAAGUAAUAUAACUCUUAGCAAUUUUAAUGUUCUUGACCAAACUUCCAAAUAUAGUUAUAGUUCAAGUUUUGCUACAUCGCAAAUAAAUGAAGUUUUUCUUAAAUCAUGUAAUAACACAAUUCCAGAUCAUACUCAGAAAACACAAAAUAUCAAGUCUACCACAAAUCGAUUUGAGAAAGAUCUCUUAUAUCAAAUUUUAAAAAAUAAUAUAUUGGAGGAUUGUGAACUAGAAAAAUUAAAAUCACAACACAAUUUAGCUCUAGAUCUUUGCUCUAGGUAUAGAUCUUAUCAAAACAUUACUCAUAAAGCUGAAUAUUUCAACACUAAAAAUACAAUAUUGCCUGAAGAUGGAUUUGUUGAACAAUUACAAAAUCAAUUUCACAACUUUAACUUAAAUUGUCAACCAAGGCCUUGUAUUUAUCAAUACAAUUCAAACAAAAAAUUAGUCAAUACCCAUUGCCUCAAACCAGCUCUUCCUUAUUCAAAUUUGUGUUCUAAUCAUAUAGCAGUUCACCCCAAUCAACAACUUUUUGAAAGAUGCUCGGCAAAAUUUUCAAAUAAUAUUCAAUGUUCAAAUCCUACGUUCGAUCUUUUAAACGAUGUUCCCCUGUGUUGGCAACAUGCUAGGAAAAAGGCAUUACAUGACAUCACUCUCCUUAAAUCAGCAAAAAAAUCCGCAUCUACCAAAGGAUCCACCGCCAGAUUUGGCCAAAUCUCAAAACAUAGACUACAUUCUAUGUAUAAUACUUUUUUCACAGAUAACAAUAUUGUUACUACUAUUGAUUAUCCAAAAAAAGGACCAUUAGAGUUUACAUAUGAUUACGAACACAGUUUAUUAUCUGACAAGGGGCGUAAAAGGAAAUUUAAAAGUGAUUCUAAGGUAUUAGAGUCAAAUGUUGAAUUACCAAGUGGCACAUCUUGCGACGUGAAUAAUUUCAUUAAAAGUGUUUUGCCUCACAAUUUUUCUUAUCCUCCUUUAUCGACCAACGUUGGUUUGGAUUCUUCAAAAUCUGAAUUUUUUCUUAAUGAUUUGUCGAAAAAUAAAUUUUCCUUUCCAUCCCGCUCUACUAUUGCUAAAACAACUGAGAAGGAUAAUGCAGAUUACAAACCUGACGUGAAUAUAUACACCAGUAAUUUUAACUCCAUAUUAUCCGUUCUCAAUAGCAACUUAAAUACCUUGAUGAAUUUAAAUAAUUUAAACAAUAUUGGUCAUGAUAAUCACAACAGCUCUAUUAAUAAUUCACAUUUUGCCAAUUACAACAAUAUUGAUAACAGUAAAAGUAAGUCUUUAAAUUCGUAUGCCAACUGCCUCAAUUUCAAUUAUUCCAAUAAUAAUAACCUUGGUAAUCAUCCACCCAAUAAUUCAGGAUUUUUAAAACCUUAUCCAACUUUGGUUUCUGUAAAUGAUCCGUUUCUUAACAAUUCCAGCAAUUUAGGGAGUUUAAAUUUUACAAAAAAAAAUCAACUUAAUUCUCAUUCCUACCUAUUGGAGAGCUUGAAAAAACCAUUUAUUAGGACGUUAUCUCAACCUACCUUGGACUCGGAUCCUUAUUUGAUACCUAGUUUCUCAAAUCCCAUCGUGCAAAAUUCUCUUAUUAGCAAUAAUAUCAAUAACAAUGGUCUUCUUAACAAUGAAUCGUUUAAUUCUUUAGAUGGAAAUCUAGGUGCUUCUUACUCAUCUUACUCCUCUCAUAGUCUCAAUGAUAUACUAUUCAAUUUCGGCUCUGAUGUGAUACUAGACAAGAGUUACGAAGAAGGCUGUGCCAUGUUGGAUGAUCCUGUUAAAGAUAUAAACAAAUUUCCCGACGAUAAUUUUAGCGAUAUGUUUCAUUCGCGAAAUUUAACGCCCACCACAAAUUACAACAUGAAUCAUUCAAAUCACACUCUAAUAAACAAUCUGGAUACCACCAAAUCUUUCGUAAUCACGUCACCUACAAGCAUGAUAAGUAGUUUUGAUAAUAACCAUAUCGAUGGUAUCAAUAUUGGAAACGUUAAAAAUCUUUUUAAUACUCACCCGUCUAUAUUUCUUUCUCCAACUCUUUCACUUACUAAAGAUGAAUUUCCUUUUAGCAAAUUGAACCUCCUGGGCAAAGAUGAGGAUUACAUAAUGGAACAAGCGCUUGCCGACAUAUCUAAAGACCUAUCAGCCUUUGUCCCUGACGAAACGGAGACAGAAAUAAUUAAACAGAUACAAGCCAAUCUCAUGAAAGAUUUUCAAAAUUAAACGGUGAUCUUUUUUAUUCCUGUUUUGAUGGAUAUGAAUGAGUAUGAUUUUGAAAUCGCUGAGCAGCUCAAGCCAAAUCAAAUAAUCUCAUAUAAAAUAUUCAGAAAUUUCUACUGGUUGCAAAAGAUGAUAAUUUUGAAAUUAAAUAGAAAACUGUUUUUUUAAAACAAAAUUAAGGUCCUAUAUAAAAAUAGGUUUUUUGUAAAAUAAGAACAUCAUUAGUCCAUCCUCUAUACUAUCGUUAGAUAUGUUUCAUGUCAUUCGUACAUUAUAUAUUAUCUGCUUUUUGUUAGAGGUACACCAAUAACUCAGUUUUACUGAAUAUCAUAUUGCCAAUAUCCAAAACGACUAAUAAUUCAAGCUAAAAAAGCCUUGAGCAUGUGAUAAAAAAAUUGAUCUAUAUAUUUCCUAACAGGAAAAAAAAAUUAUUUUUACUUUUAAAAAUUUUAUUGCAGAAUUAUUAUUUUAUGAAGAAUAAAAAAAAUAUACGGUAAAUAAAAUUACAUACUACAAAGUUCUCAUAAAAAUUUGAAAGGCAUUUUUAUGGCUUAAUAAUUAUAAAAUAUUUUUUGUGGAAGUUGCGACUAGGAAAAAAACUUAUCGAUAUUGACAAAAAAGUGUUAUUGGUACAUCUCUGUUUUUCAUUGAUAUACAGCAUUUAUAAUUAAAUCUUUUAUUUUGUCUAUAUAGUUAUGUAUAUAAAUAAUACGGUCAUUAUAGAUAAGUAUUUAUUAGAAAUACAUUUUGUUAAUUUUUUUUAUAUAAUAAAUUUAAAACAUACAAUAUUUGUAUUAAUAUUUUUAUAUAUUAUAUUAUUGAAAUUUAUACGCGAUAUUUCAAAGGAAUCGUUAAUAUAUUUAUUAAUACAUUUAUUGAUCAAUAAAACUAUGUGU
Molecule: messenger RNA, 3993 nt
Organism: Gordionus sp. m RMFG-2023
Lineage: Eukaryota; Metazoa; Nematomorpha; Gordioida; Chordodea; Parachordodidae
Exons: 11
Coding region: 83-3100 (1005 amino acids)
Cellular component (GO): nucleus
Source: RefSeq, a predicted model, not a curated record